AUGCGCCGCCCCCGCCCCGGCAGCCCGCUGGACGAGGGAACAAAGGCGCUUUGUGACAGCCCCCGGCCCUGGGAGGCUCCUGGGGAGCACACACCGAGGCAGCCGCCAGAGCUCCCCGCCGGCAGCUCGACGGGACAGGGAACGCACGGCGGGGACUCGUGCGCGGCCCCGACGGCGCUCCGGCCUCGGGUGGGGGAGCCCUCGGAGGGAGCGCUGCCCUGUCCCGGCUCCGGGCAGGAUGCGGGGAUGCUCCCGGAGCCCUCGGAGGGAGCGCUGCCCUGUCCCGGCUCCGGGCAGGAUGCGGGGAUGCUCCCGGAGCUCUCGGAGGGAGCGCUGCCCUGUCCCGGCUCCGGGCAGGAUGCGGGGAUGCUCCCGGAGCUCUCGGAGGGAGCGCUGCCCUGUCCCGGCUCCGGGCAGGAUGCGGGGAUGCUCCCGGAGCUCUCGGAGGGAGCGCUGCCCUGUCCCGGCUCCGGGCAGGAUGCGGGGAUGCUCCCGGAGCUCUCGGAGGGAGCGCUGCCCUGUCCCGGCUCCGGGCAGGAUGCGGGGAUGCUCCCGGAGCUCUCGGAGGGAGCGCUGCCCUGUCCCGGCUCCGGGCAGGAUGCGGGGAUGCUCCCGGAGCUCUCGGAGGGAGCGCUGCCCUGUCCCGGCUCCGGGCAGGAUGCGGGGAUGCUCCCGGAGCUCUCGGAGGGAGCGCUGCCCUGUCCCGGCUCCGGGCAGGAUGCGGGGAUGCUCCCGGAGCUCUCGGAGGGAGCGCUGCCCUGUCCCGGCUCCGGGCAGGAUGCGGGGAUGCUCCCGGAGCUCUCGGAGGGAGCGCUGCCCUGUCCCGGCUCCGGGCAGGAUGCGGGGAUGCUCCCGGAGCUCUCGGAGGGAGCGCUGCCCUGUCCCGGCUCCGGGCAGGAUGCGGGGAUGCUCCCGGAGCUCUCGGAGGGAGCGCUGCCCUGUCCCGGCUCCGGGCAGGAUGCGGGGAUGCUCCCGGAGCUCUCGGAGGGAGCGCUGCCCUGUCCCGGCUCCGGGCAGGAUGCGGGGAUGCUCCCGGAGCUCUCGGAGGGAGCGCUGCCCUGUCCCGGCUCCGGGCAGGAUGCGGGGAUGCUCCCGGAGCUCUCGGAGGGAGCGCUGCCCUGUCCCGGCUCCGGGCAGGAUGCGGGGAUGCUCCCGGAGCUCUCGGAGGGAGCGCUGCCCUGUCCCGGCUCCGGGCAGGAUGCGGGGAUGCUCCCGGAGCUCUCGGAGGGAGCGCUGCCCUGUCCCGGCUCCGGGCAGGAUGCGGGGAUGCUCCCGGAGCCCUCGGAGGGAGCGCUGCCCUGUCCCGGCUCCGGGCAGGAUGCGGGGCUGCUCCCGGAGCCCUCGGAGGGAGCGCUGCCCUCUCCCGGCUCCGGGCAGGAUGCAGGGCCGGGCGGAGCAGCCCCCCAGUUCCCGCUCGGCGGCUGGAGCGCUCCGCUCCGCUCCCGGCCCCGCUCCCGCAGGCACCAGCGCCGGGCUGGGAGCUGCCCACGCCGGUGCUGGUUGAUCAGCCUCCUGCACGGCCCUUCCACGUGUGCUUCGUGUUGCAUAGUGCACGGAUCCCGACAAACCGUACCACAUCUUAGCUUCCCAUCUGCCAUGUAUACGUUCAGCUGUUCUUAG
Ficedula albicollis (Collared flycatcher) is the source of this 1620-nucleotide messenger RNA. RefSeq names its product skin secretory protein xP2-like. The record is from RefSeq and is a predicted model, not a curated record. The transcript has a single exon. NCBI's taxonomy places the organism in Eukaryota, Metazoa, Chordata, Aves, Passeriformes, Muscicapidae. Bases 1 to 1620 code for a protein of 539 amino acids.